Messenger RNA from Physcomitrium patens, 1637 nucleotides. The record is from RefSeq and is a predicted model, not a curated record. NCBI's taxonomy places the organism in Eukaryota, Viridiplantae, Streptophyta, Bryopsida, Funariales, Funariaceae.
AAAAAUUUAAAAGUGUCGAAGCAUGUUAAUCGACUCUGCAGUGGUCAGAGCUCUCAAGAACUGGUGUGCACAAGGAUGGCAACGCCCGGUUUACAUCACUGCGUUGCACCAAAGGUACGAUGAGUGCUUUCUGCAAUUUUUUGUGCUGAUUCUCCCGUCUACGACUUUUGCGCGCGAAGCUGUUGCAGAGCAGGCUGUGAUGGGAUCUGCGAUGCGAGCUUUCUCUCAAGUAGAUGAGUCCUCAGAUUGCUUCUCGUCUCAGCCUGCACGAUCUCCGAUGCUCAGUUGCCGAAGGAGGCGUUCUGUGUCGCCGAAGAAGGCGAAAACCGAAGCAUGUUUCAACUCGGGAACUACAUGCAGGUUUAAUGAAGACAUCUGGAUUAGCAUAAUGUCGUUCUUGGACGUCAAAUGUCUCCUGCGUCUGGCACUUACGAACCGCCACCUUUGCGCUAUGGUGAAGGACGAUUUAAUUUGGAAAUCAGUGUUUCUUCGUGAUUUUGGAGCUCUUCCAAUCGAUUUAAGACCUGCGUUUAGCUGGAUGAGCCUGUACCUAGCAGCAUGUGAUGGAAGUCACACAUUCAGCCAUCAUGAGACUGAAAAACAUAUUGAUUGGAUGAGGAUAGGUGUGUUUAGAUUAGAAUCUGGAGAAGCUGUUGCAACUGAUAAAUUGAGGGAAAUGAGACUAGUCUCCCAGAAAAGCAACACCUCUGAAUCAGACAGCUUACUGCUCAAAGCCUUCGCAAUUUCGAAUGUUAAGAGGGGAAUAUGGAUUGCAGAUCUGCAUCUUGUGCAUUGCCCUGUUUGCAACCUCGCAUCUUGUGAAGGAACUAUGCAAACACUUGAUGCUCGGCAUUGGGAGCUUUUCUUGAAUAAGGAAUACAAGGAUCGCGAAUGGAAGUAUGAGCAAGUGUGUAUGCGUGUUGUGGCUGGUCACUGCAGCGAAGCUGCCGCUUGUAUCUUCGAUGCCAAACAACUUCGUAGCAAAGGGACACACGGUCUCCUCAAUUUGAGUAGUUGGAAUGCUCCCCCUGGGCAAUGGCAGCCUAAGGGAAUUACCUCAUCCCAUGGAGCGGCAGCAUGCACUAAUCUUCAGCCUAAUCAAGGUUUGAAAGUGAAGUUUCACACCAUGAAAGCAGGAACGGAAGGUCCGGUAGUAGGCAUUCGAAUAUGCCAGCAGCUUGCCUGACACCAGAUUUACUGAAGCACUUAUUCGCAUGAAUCAUAACAUUCCUAAAACAUCCUCAAGAUUCUGCGUUAGUAUGGGGAUUCUGUGUGCACAUUAUUCUUUCGUAUCGGUUCUUCUCGUCUUGUUUUUCUCACUAUAAUUCGAGUAGUACCAGUAAGUUUUUACGCUCGAUGGUAUGUCCAACUGCCCAGCUGUUUUUAACAGCUCCCACAUAGUGUGAGAAAGACGGAGUUUCCAAGCGUAAAUCAAAAAGCAUGGAAAGACGAUUCAAGACUUCGACCACUCAACUAAGUUCUUUACAGUCGGGGUCUAAACCCACAAUAUCUCAACGUAAUUGCAGGGAAAUGAUUCAAUCGGUAGGAUUUUAGUUAUCCUCAUAGCUUUAAACCUCAGAUCUCGAUUGUCUUGAACUUCGCUUUAAUUACCAAAGCAAGAUAGAAAUUACUGGCAA